This is a messenger RNA of Mytilus californianus (California mussel), 6213 nucleotides long. Its product is annotated as phosphatidylinositol transfer protein alpha isoform-like. The transcript is spliced from 10 exons. Gene Ontology annotation, cellular component: cytoplasm. Gene Ontology annotation, molecular function: phosphatidylcholine binding; phosphatidylinositol transfer activity; phosphatidylinositol binding. The record is from RefSeq and is a predicted model, not a curated record. Gene Ontology annotation, biological process: phospholipid transport. Lineage: Eukaryota; Metazoa; Mollusca; Bivalvia; Mytilida; Mytilidae. Bases 80 to 940 code for a protein of 286 amino acids.
AGCUGUCCGCACAUGACGUCAUUCGGUCCACCCAGGGAAACACAUUUCUGAAAGACCGGCUAUAAAAAUACGUUAAAAUAUGCCUCCUACGUCCCCAAACAUUAGCGAGUAUCGUGUGGUACUUCCUAUGACAGUGGAUGAGUAUCAAGUUGCUCAAUUAUGGUCAGUAGCUGAAGCAAGUAAAAAUGAAACGGGCGGAGGUGAAGGUAUUGAAGUUCGUGUCAAUGAACCUUUUGAUGAAACUAAUCACGCGCCCAAGUCAAAGUUAGAGGCUAAUGGUAAAACAUAUACCACUGGACAGUUUACACACAAAAUCUACCACUUAUCAAGUCGAGUUCCAGCAUUUAUACGUUUGAUAGCCCCUAAAGGAUCUCUGGAGAUACAUGAAGAAGCUUGGAAUGCCUAUCCUUAUUGUAGAACUAUUAUAACAAAUCCAGAUUACAUGAAAGAUGCUUUUUAUAUAAAGAUAGAAACCAUGCACAUGGAUGAUAAAGGAAAUAAAGAAAAUGUACAUGGUUUAGGACCAGAAGAUAUGAGAAUUAGAAAAGUUGUACCUAUAGAUAUAGCCAAUGAUCCUAUUAAACAUGACGACUACAAAUUGGAAUGGGAUCCAUCGAAGAACAAAUCAGAUAAAACCGAAAGAGGUCCCUUAGUAGGAAAUUGGCAGGAAAAAGCUGACCCUGUGAUGUGUUGUUAUAAAUUGGUUUCCUGUAAAUUUAAAUGGUUUGGUUUACAGAACAGAGUAGAAAAAUUUAUACAAACUCAAGAAAAAAGAAUAUUUACAAAUUUCCAUAGACAAGUGUUUUGUUGGAUGGAUAAAUGGCACGGUUAUACUAUGGAAGAUAUCAGACGAAUAGAAGAAGAAACAAAGAGAGAAUUAGACGAGUCAAGAAGAAAAGGCAGUAUAAAAGGAACUAAAGCCACUGAUGAAGAAAAAUAAUGACUGGGAUCUUAGAUACUUAAUUUAUACACUCAUUCCUUGUUUUUAUUUCUCAUGAUGAAAGCAAUCUUCUUUUUUUGUUUUUAUAUGUUUGUUUCACAGAACAGAGCCACCUUAAAAAUUCAUAUGGUGUUAUUACCUAAUGCACAAAACCAGUAUUUUAUGUUAAUGUAUGCUUAUUAUUGUUUAUAUUGCCUUGUCCGUCAGCUCCACAUCUCCCGUUUAAUAUGUAAUUCUCACUAUAGGGCUUUCAAUUUUACCCGAUUUCAUUUGACUAAUUAUCAGUAGCUGAAAUCAUCGGUAAUUUGGCCUUUCAAAAUUUUUGGACUCACACCCAUAUAUUUUUUGCCGAAUGAUUUUUGUAUGUUAGUUUUGUUGUUUUAUCACAACAUUUUUUCAUUGUAACAAGCAACCCUUCAUAGGUUAAGCUCAUUCCAUUAAUCUUGUUUAUUUUUAAACUUCAAAAUUAGUGUUUACUUAUAGAUUGAUGUACUGCUUUUAACAAUCUGCAUUGUCAUAGAAAGCCAUGAAAUCUAUAAGAAAUAUUAGCCAUGUGAAUUUAAUGAACUAUGUUUGAUAACUUUGGGCUUCUAUAAUAUAUUUGAACAAAUACUAGAUAUUCCAAUCUGCCACACAGACUUUCCCAUAAAUUUGUUUACCUCAUGACAGAAAAUGUCUGACUCAACAUUGCAACAAUGAUUGUUAUAUAUGUCAAUAGUUCAAGUGUAGCCGAUCCGAAACAGUGAUAAGGUAUAUGUAUCAUUGUAAUUAUUCCAAAUGAGCCUACUGGGCCAGUUUGAGAUUUCUUACAAGGAAGAGUUAACCAUGACACCAUGUUAUAAGUUAUUUCUAUUUUCGGAAGGGAGGAAGGGAGGGGAAUAAAACAUAAGCACGGUCCUGAUAAUGAAAUAUAAUUUGUCAGCCUUUCCAGAGCAAAAUUAACGUUUUACUUUUAUGUCCAGCAAGAAGUAUUUUUAAGUAAGUGCUGGUCAUCUCUGAGGCAAAAUAAUGUGUCUGGGUAAGGUGUCAUAUCUUUUAGAGGUUGUUACCAAAUAGAGUUAACACUUCAAAAAUCAAUAUCAGCAUAAUGGUAUAGUUUUAUGAGGUUUCAUUUAAAUUGGAUUUAAUUUUUAUCUUUCUGGAUCUGUAAGCCAUUGCAACCAAAUGUUAAUUACUGUUAACUUUUUUCAUGGAGUUUUAAUUUUGAAAAUUCUAGGUUAACCCUGAAGUUUUAUUUUCAUGUUUUUUCAUGUCCCUGAUUCCAGUCUUCUUAAAUUUACAGGGUAGGAUAUUGUAGCAAUUUAAUCUUAUUAUUAAAUCCCCAAAUACAGGAAAGUUAACCGUCACGAAAAUAUUUCUCUUUACCGUGUUACACUUGUCAAUAAUUCAAUCAAUUUCAGAGCAUAAUGCUAUAUUUUAGUUAAAGACAUUAUGCAUGUAAUAUUGACUUUUAUUCAUUUACAUUCAUGUAUGAUUGCAUAAAGUAAUGUGUGGUUACAGCUUUCUCAAUUCAAAUUACAUAAGAAUCAAAAUUACAGAACGUUUUAAAUACUCUUGUUUUUUUUUUUUAUUAAGCUACCAAACUUCAAUCUAAUUAUUAAGUCAUGAGUUGUAAAUCAGAUUAGAUAAAAAAAUAAACAUAAUGCUAUACUUAACAAGAAUCUUUUUCAUUUAUGGAUCACUAUUAAUUUCAAAAACUUUUGUUUUUCAGGAAUUUUUAUGCUCAAGCAUAUUGUGAUAGAAUUCAGAAAACUAGGCUUUUAUAAUUGUAAAUUCUCAAAAGUAAUUGAGAAUUUGCAAAACUAAGGCUUGCUUAUUGUAAAUUCACAAAUAAAUAACAAUUUCAUGAGUUUAAUGUAAAUAUAUUAGGAAAUGUAAUGCUUUUUUCAAAUUUAUUACAAAAUUUCAGACUGAGAAUGUUGAAGUUUUUUUUUUUCAAAACAGAAAACAAAAGCAAAUCAAAACCACUACCUCUUAUUAGAAAUUUAAAAGUUCAUAUACAGAGUAGAAUAUAGUUUAUUUUCUUCUCCCUUUAAUAAGUGGUUAUUUUGAAGGGUUGUAAUUGUUAAGAAUUGCUUUAUAAAUAAUACAAUAACAUGCAUUUAAUAUUUAGGUUGUGUAACAUUAGUCAAAAGUAUUUUUAUACUGCUGUAUCAUUUUUGUUAAGAAUUGGCGUAAUAUAAAACCAUGUAUCUACUAGAAUAUCAGUGUGAUAUCCUCCUAAUUUGUUUAUUUUUCCUUUUUUCUGUAUUUUUAUAUGUAGUUAUAAUUAUUGCUCCUCACAAAUUUUUAAUUUCUUAUCAGUAGCAUACAUAUUUGUUAUAACUUCCCUCUGAAUAAAAACUAAUUCAUGAGUUACUUUCCUCUGAAUAAAAACAAAUUCAUGAGUUACUUCCCUUUGACAGUAGAACAGUAAAAUCAGAUUAAAAGUGAAAUGCAUUGAUUGAAGUUAAUGCAUAAAACAUUUGUUAUUACUUGCAAUGUUCGUAAGAAUAUUGUGCUAAUUUUACCACUGAUGAUGUCUCAAAAUAAAUAAACCAGGAAAUAUGAUGAACAAUAUAAUAAUAUUUUGUUUUUAAGUUCAGGGCAGGUCCUGUGAAAUGUUUUGUUUUGUGCUGCACAAUUUAGAAAUGUAUAUUAAAUAUUUAUAUUAUAGUACUAAAAUAUUGUGUCAAUUAAAAGAUUCAAGAGAUAGCUUUCUAGGCUUAAAACUGACAAAAGUCAAGUCAAUGCCAUGUAUAGUAAUGUAUUAUGAAGUCCUUUGCCGUAUUCAUACUGUCUUUGUAAAUGGAGGAAUUUUAUGUUAACGUUUGCAACUGUACUAAUUUAUAUUCAUAACACUUGAUUUUUGUGCUUUAAUAAAUGUAGAAAACAGAGAGCUUGGUUAAUGUAAGUUUUUUUUAUAAUUAUGUUUAUUUGAAAGGAGUGCUAAUAAUUUAUACACAUUUUUAAUGAAGAGGUCAGUUGAAACCCUGUUUGUACCAACUUCAUAUUGCUAACACAACACAGCUUUUAUUGGUCCAUUUUUAAUUAAGAAGUUAUAAAUAUUUUCUAAGUUCUUAUCAUUUAUUAUAAUAACAGGAAACCUAACAAUUUCCUUUUUCGCUUUCUUGGGAGAUUGUAAUCCUCACUAGAUAAAUAAGUUUUUUAAAAAGGGAAGGAAUGGAAGGUUUUAGAAAGACAAACGCCAUCAAAAUGGUAAAAACUCAGGAAAAAUGAAUAAACCUUGAUUUUUUUUGUCAUUUUACACAUGUAAUUAGUGACAACUACUACACAUUGCUUAAUUCAAAAAGAAUAAAUUUGUGUUUUACCAAGAAAAUAUUUUUUUUAAUAUAAUGUACAUUUAUAUUUGGCUGUAGUGAUCUUUAGACAUUUGUUACAUUAGAAUAUCCAUAUGCCAUGCUUUCCUAAUUUCAAAACAACAGUCUGUUAAAGAAUUCUCUGUUUAUGUGUGGUUACUAUAUCUUCUUAUGCUUACAUCAUUUGUGUCCUCAAAGGCCUACACAUGUUGAAAAUGAAAAAUCUUGUUUGCUAGAAUAAGUGUCAUGCUAAUGAAAUAUUAUACUCCAACUCUACCCACCCUCUCCUUGGUCGGUAUACCACAAUGAUUUUGUCCGUCCGUCUGUUACUAUUGUUACAUGUUACUCAACUGCUGUGUUAUGGAAUGAUAUUUGGUCAGGAACUUUAUAGUGUUGAGAUGUAGCAUCAUCAUGUGAAAGAUUUUCCAAUCUAUCAGGCAAUACUUUGAAUUUUUUUUUUUUUACCAAGGUAAACAAAAAAACUAGCAUCUAUAUAAAACUCUGUGUUGUAGUCAACAUCAGUCCAUAUAACCUGUAAAAUUUGGGACAAAUUAAUUUUAGUUAAUUUAGGCAGGAUCUGGGGUUUUUAAAAAACACCUAUGAAAUCAAUUUUAUGAAAUACCAAUAUCUUUUUAUAGAUUUCUGUGUCAUUCUAACUACUGUUAACCAUUGACUGGUUUAUUUAUUAGCUCUAAGGAUGACUCCAGGAUUUAUUUUGUGCAAUGAAGAUUAUGGAAAUUGAUGUAGAUUUUAGUUUUUGUAUAAUUCAUUAUCUUCAUAAGUACAAAGAUAUGAGUGUUAUAUAUUCACUAACUAAAUAUUCUGUUAUUUAAAACUUUGUAUAUUAAUGAUAUAAGUUUGAUAGAUUUCCUUAAGUUAUGAGCAUACAUUAGUUAGUUGAGCAGCAGCCCAGAAAUUUUUUAAAGCUAAAAAACAUAUAAAAUGCAAAGACAACAGGUUCCAGUCUUUUUUGUGAAAUAUAAAUAUCGCAUUAUUACAAGGUUUAAUUUCAUAUAAAACUGAAGAAAACUUAAUGGUUGCAUGCAAAUGUUCUCUUAUUUAAAGUCAUUUUGAUAAUAAAAAAAAAAAAUCAUUAUAAUUUUUUGUGCAUUUUAGAUUAAAAAUAACUCCUGAUUACUGGUACUCAUUAUUAUUUCUGUAUGUUUUAUUAUUUAAAUAUAAGACUAAGAAGCACAACUAACUAAAAUGGAAUUUACUCAGCAUAUUUUGUUUACAUUUCAUUAAAUGUUUCUGCUGAUUUAGUGAUGUUUACUGCUUAGCUUCUGAAGAAGACAGAGUAAUACACCUUAUCGCUAUUUGUCCGCCAUUACUGGCCAUCACACAGGUUCCCGUAAAAUUUUGACGUCACAAUACAAAAUAUCUGACGCCACAAUGGAAAAGUGAUUGUUGUAUGACGUCAAUAGUUCAAGCGGGACAGAUUCUCGGGUCAGCCGGGAAUAGCGAUAAGGUGUAUAAAAAUGGUUUAUAACAAUAAAUGAAUUCUACUUAUGGUGAAAAGAUUAUCUUAAAAAUUUCAACUACUUUUUUCAAAGUAUCUAAGAUAUUUUUUUGUGUGCACCAUUCAUAAGUUAAAACCAUUAGAAGUAUUCACCAACCACCAAAACAUACUUUAAACAAAUUGAGUACACAAAGGUCAGUUAAAAUGUAAAUUAUCUAUUGGCUGAUAGAUGAACACUGUCAUAAUCAAGUUUUUAUAGCUGUUGAAGGAUUUGGUUUACAGAAUGGAGCACAUCUUUGUGUUAUGAUUUUCUGGGUGGACUGAUAACGUAAAAAAAUCACAUGGACUAACGGGGUUCAGAAUACAAACCAUAUUUAUAUAGAUCCAUGAAAACUAUUGCUGAUUUUUAGUAAAACGAGAUAUUUUCUGUAGCUAUUUAUUUUGUACAUGUCAUAUUUCACAAUCAUGUCAAAAAUAUUUGUUUAUGUCUAGAUGAAUAAAUACUACUGAGUCAG